AUGCACCAGUGCUCAAUAUGCCUUAAAAUAUUCCCGCGCCCCAGCGGUCUGAAUACGCACAUGAACUCUCACUCGGGAGCCAAACCCUACAAGUGUCCGGUACCAUCGUGCGAUAGACACUUUGCAGUCCGAUCUAAUGCCAAGCGCCACCUGAAGACGCACGGCAUAAACCCCUCUCUGAUGGAGGGCCCAUCUCAGGGUACCAACUUUAUUGUUGGGUUUGAGGAGCCUCUCGUAAAUCACCAUGUUCACGAUGCAGGCCGGCCACCGACAAGACUUAGGUGGAUUCCGCACAGCCUCGCCACGAGGACGCAACCCGUCACUGAGUGGAUCGGCUCCCAAUCGACGGGUGGGGACGAAUCGAAAAGAACAUGCCCUGUACUCUCAGUACUGCUACCGGCAGCGGCACCCUCUUCGUCAUCGAACCAAUCAGCUUAUCGUUACGACGCUAGUAAUUACGCUGAGGCGGGUUCUCGUCAUUACCAUUCCAGUCAGGUCCGUCUUCGCCCCACUCGGGGGUUAAAUCGCACUGAUGCCUAG
Suillus clintonianus is the source of this 540-nucleotide messenger RNA. RefSeq lists its product as uncharacterized. NCBI's taxonomy places the organism in Eukaryota, Fungi, Basidiomycota, Agaricomycetes, Boletales, Suillaceae. Bases 1 to 540 code for a protein of 179 amino acids. Gene Ontology annotation, biological process: regulation of transcription by RNA polymerase II. Gene Ontology annotation, cellular component: nucleus. Gene Ontology annotation, molecular function: DNA-binding transcription factor activity, RNA polymerase II-specific; RNA polymerase II cis-regulatory region sequence-specific DNA binding. The record is from RefSeq and is a predicted model, not a curated record. The transcript has 2 exons.